AUGGCUUCGCCAGCACCACUCCUGAGACCGCCAAUUCCCGGUAGCAGGAACACGAGUGCCUCACGCACACCCAAGCUCGGCCUGGCUAUUCCGCCCUCUCCAAAUGCCAGACCUCUCAAUACCACAAAUUCACAUGCCGUACCCCCUCUUCAAAUACCGCCUCGCCAGGGUCCUCCAAAGUUGAGUCUAGCUACACCCAUGGGGAGUCAUGGCGUCCCUCAAGAGACCACUCGGGCUGCAAGAGGGAAGCUUCCCCCACUACAAGUCACUGGUCUCUCGACUUCUCAGGGCGGUGGAAGUAGCGACGACAGCGCUCGUUCGAGAUCAAACAGCAACACUGCGAGUAACAACUAUUCCACCUCUACCACCGCUUCUUCAUACUCAGCCUCGCUGGCUGGACUGAUUGGCGGCCAAUCCAACUCGCAAGAUCCACUUUCCGCCGCUGGCUCGUUAUACUCGGCAUCGUCCGCUGGCGGACUUGGUGGUACGGGUAUGGAACGAGAUGGCAGCAUGCAAGGAGCAAUAUUACCGGACUUGGAGAAGCUAAGCCUGGAGAAAGGAAGAGCGCUUGAUGUUGAGGAUCUUGACGAUGCUGGCUGGAAAGUGGCUGCUAAAGAAGACAGAAUUGUCGAGCUUGGAAGCCUAGGAGAAGGUGCAGGAGGUGCCGUCAACAGGUGUAUACUCAAAGGUGGAAAGACAGUGUUUGCGUUGAAGAUCAUUACGACAGACCCUAACCCGGACGUCAAAAAACAGAUUGUUCGCGAGCUGUCGUUCAACAAGAACUGCGCCUCGUCGCAUAUCUGCCGCUACUACGGCGCAUUUAUUGAUGAAACCCAUGGCACCAUCGGCAUCAGCAUGGAAUACUGCGAGGGUGGCUCUCUGGACUCGGUUUACCGUGAGGUCAAGAAACUGGGCGGUCGCACAGGCGAAAAGGUCUUGGGCAAAGUGGCCGAGGGUGUGCUCAACGGACUCACCUACCUGCACAGUCACCGCAUCAUCCACCGCGACAUCAAGCCGUCCAACAUUUUGCUGACCAGAUCUGGCGAGGUGAAACUCUGUGACUUUGGCGUGUCUGGUGAGUUCGGUACCAAGGGUGACGCAAACACUUUUAUCGGAACUUCCUACUACAUGGCGCCGGAACGUAUCACUGGUCAGAGCUACACCAUCACUUCCGACGUGUGGAGUUUGGGUGUCACACUACUCGAGGUAGCGCAACACAGAUUCCCAUUCCCGGCUGACGGGACGGAGAUGCAACCCAGAGCCGGACUCAUCGAUCUUUUGACCUACAUCGUCUCACAGCCUAUUCCGAAGCUAAAGGACGAGAUUGGUACUCCCGACGGACAGGAUAUUCGAUGGAGUGAGAACUUCAAAUAUUUCAUCGAGUGCAGUCUGGAAAAGGAGCCCAACCGACGAGCGACACCCUGGCGGAUGCUGGAACAUCCCUGGAUGUUGGAGAUCAAGUCCAAGCGGGUCAACAUGGCUUCAUUCCUCAAAAGAGUUUGGGACUGGACAGACUAA
Molecule: messenger RNA, 1518 nt
Organism: Aureobasidium namibiae CBS 147.97
Lineage: Eukaryota; Fungi; Ascomycota; Dothideomycetes; Dothideales; Saccotheciaceae
Product: MAP kinase
Exons: 3
Coding region: 1-1518 (505 amino acids)
Biological process (GO): protein phosphorylation
Molecular function (GO): protein kinase activity; ATP binding
Source: RefSeq, a predicted model, not a curated record